AUGAACAGAAUGAAGAAUCUAAACCAAUGUGUUCUUUUGUUUUUCAAGGUUGGAAUACAUACUAAAGCAUGGUUUAUUGCUGGUAUCUUUAUGCUGUUGACGGUACUUGUGUCCUUCUGGGGGAUUCUGCAACACUUGAUGCAUUACACACAACCCAAACUUCAAAAACCUAUUAUGAGGAUUCUUUGGAUGGUCCCAAUAUACAGUUUAGAUAGUUGGUUGGCCUUGAAAUUCCCAAAAAUCGCAAUAUAUAUUGAUACCUGGAGAGACUGUUAUGAAGCUUACGUGAUCUAUAACUUUAUGAUCUUCUUUAACAACUACUUAACAAUACGGUUGCCAAACGUGAUAUUACACCUGGAAUCUAAAGAUCAGCAACAGCAUCUCUUUCCGUUCUGCUGCUGUCCGCCGUGGGCGAUGGGAGAAAUGCUGCUCUUUCGAUGCAAACUGGGAGUGCUGCAGUACACUGUGAUUAGACCAAUUACCACUCUUACAGCACUGGUAUUCGAGCUUGUUGGUGUCUAUGGCGAAGGGAACUUAAGUUUCUCCAAUGCUUGGACUUACUUGGUUGUAAUCAAUUAUUUGUCACAACUGUUGGCCAUGUACUGCCUCCUGCUGUUUUACGAAGUACUAAAGGAAGAGCUCAGCCCUAUACAACCUGUUGGCAAAUUUCUUUGUGUCAAACUCGUAGUCUUUGCCUCAUUCGUGCAAGCAGGCCUUAUAGCACUGUUGGUAAAGGUUGGCGUUAUUUCUGAAAAGCGUACGUGGGAAUGGCAGAGCGCAGAAGCUGUGGCCACAGGCCUGCAGGAUUUCAUGAUGUGCAUUGAAAUGUUCUUUGUGGCCAUUGCCCACCUUUAUUCAUUCUCUGCUAAACCCUAUGCAAAAGAGGCAGAGGAAGGCUCAUGCUUUGACUGUUUCCUGGCUAUGUGGGAUGUGUCAGAUAUCAGAGAUGAUAUUUCUCAACAAGUAAGACGCGUGAGUAAGUAA
Peromyscus leucopus (white-footed mouse) is the source of this 984-nucleotide messenger RNA. It is a transcript of the gene Tmem184c, whose product is annotated as transmembrane protein 184C. Gene Ontology annotation, biological process: transport. The transcript is spliced from 9 exons. The coding region runs from base 1 to 984 and encodes 327 amino acids. The record is from RefSeq and is a predicted model, not a curated record. Gene Ontology annotation, molecular function: transporter activity. Lineage: Eukaryota; Metazoa; Chordata; Mammalia; Rodentia; Cricetidae.